This is a messenger RNA of Bombus pyrosoma, 1696 nucleotides long. RefSeq names its product testis-specific serine/threonine-protein kinase 1 (gene Tssk). The transcript has 4 exons. Gene Ontology annotation, molecular function: protein serine/threonine kinase activity; ATP binding. Gene Ontology annotation, biological process: protein phosphorylation; cellular response to glucose starvation; intracellular signal transduction. The record is from RefSeq and is a predicted model, not a curated record. Lineage: Eukaryota; Metazoa; Arthropoda; Insecta; Hymenoptera; Apidae. Bases 436 to 1533 code for a protein of 365 amino acids.
UCUCGAGAAUCGAUCGUUUGUUGUUUUUGAAUAUUAUGGCUGUGUUCGAAUGAGACACGGAUCUUUUCCUCUGCCCCGUUCCGUACCAGGUACAAGCUGGUGUCGACGCUCAAAAUUCUAGUGUACACAGCCAUUUGAAAUGACAGAACGGUUCCCCGACUCGGGUUCAUCGACGUGAUAAUCAGCGAGGCGUGCUCCGGCUCCUUGCGGAGUGUGAACUGUAACAUCUCUGGCGACAAAAUUGAUUGAAUCACGUUCAAAGAAGAUACGGGUAGGCGCCCCGAAGGGGGAAGUUGGAGAAACUUGUCACGAUACAGAAUAAAAAGGAAGUAAGUUAUCUGUACGAAGAAACGAAAGGAGACGAAAGGUGUGUAACGAAGAAGAAGAACCAGUUAUCUGUUAUCAGGAUCCGAAGUCCAAUGAAGAUCCACUGGCAUGGCCACGCAACUCAGCCCCCGAAAUUCGGAGGUGAACGCUCUUGAGCAGCGGGGCUAUCUUAUUGGCAAAAAAAUCGGACAGGGCUCGUAUGCGACCGUACACCUGGCGGAAUAUGUGGACGGAACGAGCUCGAAGAAAUUACGAUUAGCUUGUAAGAUAUUCGACAAAGAAAAAGCACCGCUCGAUUUCCUCAACAAGUUCUUUCCUCGUGAACUCGAAAUCCUUACAAAGAUUGAAAAUCCUCAUAUAAUUCAAGUGCAUAGUAUAUUGCAGCGUGGUCCAAGAGUCUUCAUAUUCAUGCGCUAUGCGGACAAUGGUGACCUCCUGGAUUUUGUAAAAAGAAAUGGUGUUGUACCGGAACAACAAUCGAAGCUUUGGUUCAGACAAAUGGCUUCCGGUCUGCACUACCUCCACGGGAAGAAUAUCGCCCACCGUGACCUUAAAUGUGAGAACAUUCUGUUAUCCAGGAAGUUCAAUGUCAAGCUUGCAGAUUUUGGUUUUGCGAGAUUCUGCGUUGAUCACGAAGGUAGACGCGUUCUCAGCGAGACUUAUUGUGGCUCUGCGGCAUACGCUGCACCGGAAGUUGUUUCCGGUACCCCCUACAACCCAAAACUGGCUGACGUCUGGUCCCUUGGGAUAAUCCUAUUUAUCAUGCUAAACGCCUCCAUGCCCUUCGACGAUUCGAACCUAAAGAAACUAUUGAAGGAUCAGAUGUCGAGGAACUGGAUGUUUCGAUCCCGAGUGCGGGAAACGGUAUCUGCACUGGCAAAGAGCAUCGUGAAACACAUUCUGGAACCGGACAUUACUUUGAGGCUAACGCUAGAAAGGGUUCUAGGUCAUGAAUGGGUAUACACGAAAAAAGAGAAACCUCGAUCUCUUACCGGCCGAUUAGUACAUUCAGCACCGCCUAUUCACGCGCAGACUUGCGGUGGCGGAGGAAAUUUAGUUGGAGCAGGGGCUGCAGGGGGUGGCAACGUACCCGUAGUACUAAGAGGAUUACCGUCAUUCAAAAAUACUGAGAAUCAAAAUCAUGGUACCAUCGUAAAGGCUACGGACAAUGCGGGAAAAGAUACACAGUUGUCUGCCAUUGAAUGAAGAAACAUAGGACCGACAAGGAUGAACCAGCGUCGUUCGUGCGUCGAACGUCGACGAACACACGAAUGUUUAUAAUACAUUUUUUUUUACAUUGCUGAUUAUUGUUGAUAUAUACAUGGUUUUUAAUAACGCAUACUUUUAAUAAAGAAUAUCACAGUUUUAA